AUGAUUAACUCUGGAAUUUCUUUUGCCGCUUUCUUGGCGAUUUUUUUCGCUUUUAAGUGUGUUGUCGGCGUCAACAACACAAACGCCGGAACAAAUCAGAGCAGUCAAAGUUACAAAGGCAAAGGAAUCGUCGGCGAAGGAAACAAAAGUACUGUAAACUUGUGCCAUGACAAAGAAAUUAAAACUGCUCUAAGUCAGAUACAAAAGAGUUUAGCUUCUUUGGAAGAAAAGAUUUCCGCGAUGCAUCCGAAUCGACGUGGUAAGUAAUACUUACUGGCUAUAUUUUUAUGUCGGUAAGCUAUAAGGCGACAAAACAGUCAGGAGUCUAACAUGAAUGCCAGCGAGGUGACCCUUUAGUGUGUUACUGAGUGAUUUGUUGUGGACCCGAGUAACUUCUUUACUUUUUGUUUGGAGUUUUGCACUGAACGGCCAUCGGAUGAGUUCUUUUUUUUUUUGCAGAGUCUGUUUCAGACAUUUGUAUAAAAAUUUUUAUAAAAUGAAAGAGGCUCCUUAAAAAACUUACAUUCUCCACAGAAACAUAGUUCCCUGUGUAUUAUUGAUAUUGUUGCACUGAAUCAUCUUAACCAGCUAGUAAAUGCUUAUCCUGAAUUUCAAACGAUUUUACUUCCUCAGUAAAUUGUCUUCAGUUUUGACUGCGCUGAACUUUUAAAAACUGUCUUCGAUAGACUAUAGAGUUUAGUCGGUAGGUUUUAACAAUUUGUAGUUGCAUAGUUUUUUAAGGGCUUUAAAAAGCCCUUACAUUCAUGUUUGUAAGUUAUAAAGUGAGACCAAAAUCACUGAAAUGGUGGUUGGCGUUGCUUUAAAGUUUAACUUAACAACGGAAUAUGGGGGUCCGUUUAAUAGAAGAGUCACGUUUGAAGUUCUAUAUUGAUACUAUAUGCUUGGUUUUGUCGGAGUAUGACUUGAAUUACAGUAGACAGUAUUGUUCACACUUUGAACGGUUUCAUUUUUGUUGAGCUUAGCUUAUAGCCUCAGUCAGCUGGUUAAAUAUUGUAGGGUUGAAGCAUGUUACAAAUAUCACUCAAAUUUUUUUUCUGUCUUCUAAAGCAUGCAUGUUCGACUUCGAAACGGGCUUGAGUGGUUGGAAAAUGAAUGGAACAGCAUUUAACAAUCAACCUACCUACGGUGACAAUCCAACAGCUCGCAAUAGAGGACAACCUGCCAAUCAGCAGGGGGACUGGUGGAUCGGAGGGUACGAAAACAGGCCAUCCAAGGCAGCAAAACCUGGAGCAAUUCAGGGAGAUGGUCCCCAAGGAACUCUUGCUUCCCCGUUCUUUAAGAUCGUUGGCAAACGGAUCUCAUUCUUGAUUGGAGGAGGCUGUGACAUUAAGAAAGUUCGUGCUGAGUUGAUUGUUGAUCACCAAGUAAGACAGCCUGACAGAAUUGCUUUCAGUUUUUAGUUUGUUGUGGCAUAUUUAUUACUUCAGCUUCAAACUCGGCUGGGUAAUAUGGUAAUAGGUGCAGCACCUAGCGAUUAACAUUAUAUAUUUUUUUAUGCUCUACGAAUGCCUAACUGUGUUUUGCUGAAAUUUUUGUGAUAUAAGACAAAAUAUUUCCGAGGUUAAUGAAUAUUGAAUGUUCAGUGUCUUUCACAUGUUGCAAAAGAGUCCCUUAGCUUGUCAUCAGUCAGUUUGAGGGGUCUCUUGCAAGAAGCUGAAUUGCAUCUGCCUCUCUUUUUCAGGUUGUCAAAAGUUCUACUGGUUCAUGUACUGAAACCAUGUCUCGCAAAUUCUGGGACGUUCAUGCCUUUGUUGGUCGAAAAGCACGUGUCAAAUUGGUGGACUACAGCAGUGGCGGAUGGGGUCACAUCAAUUUUGAUGACCUCGGAGGCGAUAUCAGCUGCGGGCAAAAAUAA
This is a messenger RNA of Porites evermanni, 1876 nucleotides long. The record is from the annotation of a GenBank genome assembly. Lineage: Eukaryota; Metazoa; Cnidaria; Anthozoa; Scleractinia; Poritidae.